Candida tropicalis MYA-3404 is the source of this 1389-nucleotide messenger RNA. RefSeq lists its product as uncharacterized. Lineage: Eukaryota; Fungi; Ascomycota; Pichiomycetes; Serinales; Debaryomycetaceae. Gene Ontology annotation, biological process: transmembrane transport. The transcript has a single exon. Gene Ontology annotation, molecular function: transmembrane transporter activity. Gene Ontology annotation, cellular component: membrane. Bases 1 to 1389 code for a protein of 462 amino acids. The record is from RefSeq and is a predicted model, not a curated record.
AUGUCGUUUUUAAGAGAGCCACUUAGCAGAUUGAAAUGGGGGAUUUUCCCAACCAGAAGAAUAGUGGAUGAAGAUGAACAUGGAAACUUUAUCAAUGAUGAUCCAACAGAUGUUGAUGCUGAUGUUAAUGAUGGUGUUGAUGUUCCAAGUGACACUAAACUUGAAAGUGAUUCUGAUGUAACUGAUAGCAACCCGUCUAUUUUGGAAUACCGUGAUGAAAAAGAUCGUCCAUGGUGGAAAUUCUUUGAUGAAUACGAAUAUAGAAUCACCACAGAAACCAAAACUAAACGAAAAUUCUUUGACUGGUUUCAUCCUGAUGAUACCCCUGAAGAAAAAAGGGUUAUUUUAAAAAUAGAUUUAUUAUUAACUUUUUACUCGGUGUUAGCUUAUUGGGUCAAAUAUUUGGACCAGACUAAUUUGACAAAUGCGUAUGUUGGUGGUAUGAAAGAAGGACUUGACAUGAAAGGAAAUGAUUUUGUGAAUACUGGGGUCAUGUUCUCGAUUGGUAAUAUUGUUUUCCAAAUUCCAUUUAUGUAUAUUAUUUAUGCAUUACCUUUGAAUUAUGUUUUACCAUCCUUAGAUCUUGCAUGGUCCAUAUUGACAGUUUGUUUGUACAAAUCUGGUAAUGUUGCUGGUUUGAAGGCAAUCCGAUUUUUUAUCGGGGCAUUUGAAGCUCCAUCAUAUCUUGCCUACCAUGCUUUAUUUGCUUCAUGGUACAAGUCAAGUACUGGGGAAGUGACCAGAAGAGCAGCCGCUUAUUACACGGGACAAUAUAUCGGUGUAUUAACCAGUGGUCUUUUAUCUGGUUCCAUAGAAAGACACUUAGGUGGUGCAGGUGGUCAUGAAGCGUGGCAAUGGAUUUUUAUAAUGGAUGGUAUUAUCUCCGUUGUUGUUGGUCUAAUUGGUUAUUAUAUGAUUCCAGGUACUCCAGAAGAUUGUUACAGUAUUUUCUUGAGCGACGAAGAUAUAAGAAUUGCCAGAAGAAGAAUGAGACAAGAUCAGAAAGACUCUAAACCAAGAGAAAACGCUGUCAAGUAUUUCUUUAAUGUUGAAAUCUGGAAGAAGAUUUUCACAUCUUGGCAUUUUUAUGUGCUUUCAUUAUGGAAUAUUUUUUGCUGGAAUAAUUCAAAUGGUAGUUCUGGUGCUUAUGCUUUGUGGUUAAAGUCCUUAAAAAACGAAGAUGGUACUCCAAGGUUUGGUGCAGGAGAAUUACAGGACUACACAGCUUUGACUCCAGGAUUGGGGUUGAUUUGGUUGGCAAUAACGAGUCUUAUUGCCGAUCUUUUGAAAUGUCGUUGGGGUGCAAUUUUGUUUUCUCAAGUGUUCAACAUGACGGGUAAUAUCUUAUUGGCGGCGUGGCAUAUUGCUGACGUGCCAAUGAUUGGCUGA